AUGAGUUUACUGGAAGUCUCUCAAUUGACCUGCUCUCAGGGAUCCCAAUUGACCUACUCUCAUGGAUCUCAAUUGGCCUGCUCUGAGCAAUGCGGGUUCUUUCAGUGGGCUGAUGAACAGUAUCCGACUGGUCAUAAGCAUGUAGAUGAGAUGAAUGAGCUUAGGCUUGAGUUAAUGCGUCAGCGAGAUAAAUAUAAUCUCAAGCUAGAAGAAUUCGAGGAUGAAAGAGUUGCUUGGAACAGAAAGGAGGCAGAGAUUAUGUCGCAACUAUCAUCUGUUAGAGCAGAGCUAGAUCAGAUGAAGAAGAGACUCAUGAAAGUAGAUGAUCCAGAGCCUCUUCCCUUUUAUGAGAAUAAACUUUCUGGUUCAGACAACAUGGAAGAGGAUGAUGCAAAGGUUAUUCAAGAGGUGGAAUCACCCUGA
Messenger RNA from Oldenlandia corymbosa var. corymbosa, 423 nucleotides. The record is from the annotation of a GenBank genome assembly. Lineage: Eukaryota; Viridiplantae; Streptophyta; Magnoliopsida; Gentianales; Rubiaceae.